GAAAUUUCCUCUUAACUUACUUAUUCUUUUCUUAGACUUGAGUUUCUUUGUAAGUUUCCUCUUUGCCUUUUCUUCCGCAUCGCUUCUUCAAACCUGCACCUUCCUCACUUUUGCCUCUCCACCAAAAUUAUGUCCAUUGACUUAUUCAUCAUGUAUAUAUAUAACCUUAUAGCAAACUCAUGUCUCCCACAUCUCAUCCAAAACCUUUAUUUCAUUUAUUUGCUAAGUUUUUGUCUAAAUCUAACAAAAAAAAAACAUAUGACUGGAAGCCACUUAUAUUGUCUUAUAACCAUGAAGAAGAGUUCCUUGUCCGAAUGCAAACACUCUUCUUUGCCUUUGUUUUGUCUGAUCGAUUUUUUCCUCAUCAGCUUUUUCAAAUGGGUUUCUUUCGCUCAGAUCUUUUUCUCUAGGUUUUGUCCUCUUCUUCUUCAACACCAGCAAUGUGUUACCGAGAAGAAGAGCAAAGAUCUCGAGGUCCAGAGCUCAAUCAAACACGAGGAUGGUAUUUUCGGAGAAGAUGCAGAGAUGGUGAUGAAAAGCUUAGGACUUUUCACCGACUCAGAAAGCGAGGGGCUUCAGAAACGUUACAGCUCCGAGGAACUUACCAACUUGUUUGAAGAGAAAGAGCCGAGCUUGGAGGAAAUGAAGCAAGCUUUUGACGUCUUUGAUGAAAACAGAGAUGGGUUUCUUGAUCCAAUAGAUUUGAAGAGAGUUUUGACCAUCCUUGGCUUAGAGCAAGGAUCUAACCUUGAGAACUGCAGGAGAAUGAUCAGAUCGUUUGACGGAAACAAAGAUGGAAGAAUUGAUUUCUAUGGAUUUGUGAAAUUUAUGGAGAACAACUUCUGCUGAAAUCGUGGUCUCUGAAGUAAUAAUCUUUCAACUUCUGCACUCUUUUUUUUCAACUUCUUUCUUUAAGAUUACGUCUGUUAAUAUGGUUUUCUCAUCACCUUUCUCCUUGUAAAAAUUAUUAAACUUUAAUAUCAGAAGCUCCUAUAGAGCAUUAAACCAAUGAGAUGAGGAAUCAUUGUCACAGACAUGAAUAAUCUUCAACAAGCAAAAGCUUAACCAGUAAUCACAGCAAGAAAAUUAGCACCUAACUUGGUUGUAGAGGCUAAGCCUGAACUCAAGAAAAUUGAACUAGUAGACACUAUUUACAUCUAAAAAACAAUAACUAGAGAACUUAAGGUUUAAAAUCUUCACCAGUAACAAAAAACACUGACCAUUUUGAAAAUGGAACCGGUUGGAAUCUAUGACAACUAAUUAACUGGUUUGAGAACCUAGAGAUAAUACAAUCACCACAUCUAUACUAUUAA
Eruca vesicaria subsp. sativa (arugula) is the source of this 1313-nucleotide messenger RNA. The record is from the annotation of a GenBank genome assembly. Lineage: Eukaryota; Viridiplantae; Streptophyta; Magnoliopsida; Brassicales; Brassicaceae.